Molecule: messenger RNA, 1977 nt
Organism: Bacidia gigantensis
Lineage: Eukaryota; Fungi; Ascomycota; Lecanoromycetes; Lecanorales; Ramalinaceae
Gene: GRS1
Product: Glycine--tRNA ligase 1, mitochondrial
Exons: 2
Coding region: 1-1977 (658 amino acids)
Biological process (GO): mitochondrial glycyl-tRNA aminoacylation
Cellular component (GO): cytoplasm; mitochondrion
Molecular function (GO): glycine-tRNA ligase activity; ATP binding
Source: RefSeq, a predicted model, not a curated record
AUGUCCUCUGACAUGACGACUAAGACUGGUCAGCCACUCGACAGACAGACACUGGACAAUUUGCUACGACGGCGUCUUUUCUAUACUCCUUCCUUCGAAGUUUACGGCGGCGUCUCCGGCCUUUAUGACUACGGCCCACCUGGCUGCUCAUUACAAGCAAAUAUCCUAGAUACAUGGAGAAAACAUUUCGUCCUGGAGGAGGAUAUGCUGGAAGUCGACUGUAGUAUGCUUACGCCUAGUGAAGUCCUCAAGACUAGCGGUCACGUCGACAAAUUCGCAGACUGGAUGUGCAAAGAUCCAAAAACAGGGGAGAUCUUCAGGGCAGAUCACUUGGUAGAAGAAGUACUCGAAGCGAGAUUGACAGGUAAUAAAAAGGCUCGUGGUGAAGAAGUAGUUGUCGACGAGGCGAAAGAAGCUCAGAAGAAAAAGAAGAAAGCGAAAGACGCCGGCGCAAUAAGACUUGAUGAUGCUGUGGUACAAGAGUACGAAGAGACGCUUGCGAAGAUUGACAACUUUGGUGGGGAGGAAUUGGGCGCUCUCAUCCUCACGCAUAAGAUAAAGAAUCCUACAACUGGUGGUGAUGUACUGCCUCCGGUCGCCUUCAACCUCAUGUUUCAAACAUCCAUUGGCCCAAGCAGCAAUCUCCCGGGCUACCUACGACCGGAAACCGCUCAAGGUCAAUUUCUCACUUUUCAAAAGCUCUUAGAUUUCAAUCAACAAUCCAUGCCUUUCGCUUCUGCCUGCAUCGGUAAGUCGUUUAGAAACGAGAUUUCGCCCAGGGCCGGUCUCCUCCGGGUACGAGAAUUUAUGAUGGCAGAGAUUGAGCACUUUGUGGAUCCUGAAGGAGGCAAGAAGCAUCCCAGGUUUGACGAAGUUAAAAAUGUAAAGCUCGGAUUGCUCAACAGAGACGUGCAAUUAUCAGGCAGCACAGAACUCACGCACAUGACCAUGGGCGAGGCUGUCUCAACCGGCAUUGUUGACAACGAAACUCUUGGCUAUUUUGUGGUGAGAAUCUGUCUUUUCUUGUUACGAAUCGGCGCGGAUCCAAAGAAGAUACGAUUUAGGCAACAUAUGAAAAAUGAAAUGGCGCAUUAUGCUUCCGACUGCUGGGAUGCUGAACUUUUCACGAGUUAUGGUUGGAUAGAAUGUGUCGGCUGUGCGGACAGAAGUGCAUACGAUCUCACAGUUCAUGCGAAGAAAACCGGUGCUCCAUUAUGCGUGAGAGAAACGAGGAAAGAACCGCUCACAAUCGAGGAAUGGGUGGUUGACAUAGACAAGAAGAAGUUCGGUCCUAAGUUCAAGAAAGACGGCAAAGCUGUUGAAGCAGCAGUAGAAUCAUUAUCGCAAGACGUACGCGAGAAGCUUUCUCUUGACCUCGAGGAGAAUGGUAAGAUUGAGGUCGAUGUGCCCGAUGUUGGUGGUGGAAAAGCAGAAAUCGAUAAAGAUCUGGUUAAAAUCGAGCGGAGAACAAGGGUCGAGAAUGUCAGAGAGUAUACGCCGAAUGUCAUCGAGCCAGCGUUCGGUAUUGGUAGGAUACUUUAUACUGUCAUGGAGCAUGUUUAUUGGUCGAGGGAAGGCAGUGAAGAGCGAGGAGUUCUCUCCUUCCCGCCCCCAGUGGCUCCAACCAAAGUCCUUCUCGUGCCUCUCUCUUCCCACUCGGAUUUCAAGCCCCUAGUCCGACGCCUUGGCCAGAAACUCCGACAACUCGGCAUCACUAACCGCGUUGACGAUUCCACUGCAAGCAUCGGUAAACGAUAUUCCCGGAAUGACGAGCUCGGCACGCCCUUAGGCAUCACGGUGGACUUUCAGUCUGUCAAAGAUGAAACAUUCACACUGAGAGACAGAGACAGCACGAAACAGGUCAGAGCAGACGAAGACAGGAUUUGCAAUGCUGUCCAGAGCCUGGUGCAGGGCGAAAGCACGUGGAAGGAUAUCGCGAACGAAUUGCCAGAAUUUACGCAACAGGACGUGGACUGA